GGUACGUACCAAACAAGGUGCUAAAUUUGAGCUUCGAUAGCUUCUAAUCGCGACUUAAAUAUUUCAACUUAUCAGCCUUACACUAAACCAAGCAUAAAUCAUCACAGUUAGGUACCCAACACAGACACUAAAAUUCCCCGCCGAUAUUACAAUUUCCCACACAGAGGUCGCUUAAAUCACGUCAUGUCGAAGAGACAGGCUUCUGAAGCCUUGGAGGAGCUUCUGGAUGCUGGCACACCCGUAUCGAAGAGAUCGCGACUUGACGAUGGUACCGAAUUCAACGGCAACGGCACUGCCCUCUCCGACGACCGACUCGACGAUGCGCCUCCUAGCGACAAUGAAGACGAUGAUUUCGAGGACGAGCCUACAAAGGCACCGAUACGACAAUCCGCUCCUACGGAAGGAUACGACGACCUUUACCUAGAUACGAUCGAUCGCAACGUGCUCGACUUCGACUUCGAGAAGCUAUGUUCGAUCAGCCUGUCCAACAUAAACGUCUACGCCUGCCUAGUCUGUGGAAAGUAUUUUCAAGGCCGAGGUCUUAAGUCGCAUGCCUAUUUUCACGCUCUCGAGGUUGGACACCACGUGUUCAUCAACAUGGAGACGCAGAAAGUCUACGUAUUACCGGAGGGCUACGAAGUAAAAAGCAAAUCAUUGGAUGACAUAAAAUAUGUCUCCGACCCCAGAUAUACGAGGCAGGAGGUGAUGGAACUAGACCGCAAAGCGCGAACCGCGUGGACGUUGGAUGGGAAGGAAUAUACGCCUGGCUUUGUGGGAAUGAACAAUAUCAAGGAGAACGAUUACUUGAACGUUGUGGUCCAAGCGAUGUCUCAUGUCACGCCGCUUCGAAACUACUUCCUUUUAGAAGACCUAUCAUCACGCGCCGAGCUUGUUAAGCGAUGCGGCAUUCUAUUCCGCAAGAUUUGGAACCCUCGAGCAUUCAAGAAUCACGUAUCACCACACGAGCUACUACAAGAGAUCUCGUUGAAAUCGAACAAAAGAUUUACCUUGACGGUACAAUCUGACCCCGUCGAGUUUCUAUCGUGGUUUCUGAAUAACUUGCAUCUGGGGCUAGGUGGAAGCAAAACAAAACCAGGGAGCAGCAUUAUACAACGAAUAUUCCAGGGGAAGCUCAAAGUCGAGUCGCAAGCCAUCACCGCAAAGGCGGAUACAAACGACCGCUUACGGUUCGAGGAGGCGGCGGAGGUUAAGACCGAUAUCAAUCGUUUCCUACUCCUAACGCUAGACCUGCCACCAGCACCCCUGUUCCAGGACGAACUGGAGCGCAACAUCAUUCCUCAAGUACCACUCACGAAUAUUUUAUCUAAAUAUGACGGUGUGAAGAGUCAGGAACACCUUGCGCAGAGAAAGCGAUACCGAUUAAUGCACCCCUUACCUCCAUAUCUCAUGUUCCACAUCAAGCGAUUCUCUACGAAUAAAUUCGUAUCCGAGCGCAACCCUACUAUCGUUACCUUCGACGCGCGCGUUGGUCUUGACGUAUCACCAUAUGUUGAACCCAGCCCUGCAGAUCAUCCUCCUGGGGAGCCGAUCUGGUAUGAUCUAGUAGCGAACGUUACCCAUGAAGCUGUCAGAGCGAAAGAAGAUGUCGCAGAUUCGGGAGAAGAACGAAAAACUUGGAAGGUCCAGUUGAAGGAUAAGGGAAGAGAUGAAUGGGUAGUAUGUCAGGACCUGUUCGUGGAGGAGACCCAGAAGGAAUUGUUGUACCUAGGGGAGUCGUAUCUGCAGGUUUGGGAACGGCGGCGGGAUCCUAAGGGUAAACGAAAAACGUAAGAAAAGGAUACCUAGGUAAUUGGGAAUUGGAUUGAAAUAAUACUACCCCUUUCAGUGAAGUUUUUGAAUCCAUCCGGAUUUCCAGUUACUGUAGAACUGAAACGAUACUACAGGACGAUCAUAUCACCAACUCCUAGAGGGUGGGGUUCAGGAUAGCUCACCUAUAUUGCGUAGUCCAUCCCACCAUAAGUAAUACUUAUUGUUGAGCUGGCUUAUUAACAAGCUGGGCCUUCCAAGUUAAACAAAAGAAAAACUAGGUUUUCAAGACA
This is a messenger RNA of Hypoxylon trugodes, 2060 nucleotides long. Its product is annotated as cysteine proteinase. Gene Ontology annotation, molecular function: cysteine-type deubiquitinase activity; zinc ion binding. The record is from RefSeq and is a predicted model, not a curated record. Gene Ontology annotation, biological process: spliceosomal complex assembly; mRNA processing; protein deubiquitination. NCBI's taxonomy places the organism in Eukaryota, Fungi, Ascomycota, Sordariomycetes, Xylariales, Hypoxylaceae. The coding region runs from base 184 to 1791 and encodes 535 amino acids. The transcript has a single exon.